Molecule: messenger RNA, 204 nt
Organism: Blepharisma stoltei
Lineage: Eukaryota; Ciliophora; Heterotrichea; Heterotrichida; Blepharismidae
Source: the annotation of a GenBank genome assembly
AUGAAACCUAAUGACGUAUUCAAAAAUAUUAUAUGAAUAUGGGGAAUGGCAUUAUUUGAAUCCCAAUAUCUAUGCGUUACAAAUUUAGAAUUUGCAAUAUUUGACAGGCUUAAAUUGAUAAGCCUGAAGUAUAUUGGCUUUCAAAAAACUGAGGUACUAGACUGAAUGCAAAUAGCUCUUUGCAGUUUUGGAAUUAUUAGUUAG